GCUCCAGCUCUGGUAGUUAUCACAGCAGCUCCCAGGCAGCACCAGAGCGAUGGUCUCAGACUCGGCAGCAGCAGCUCAUGUCUGCUCGGAGGGAGACCUUCCUGGGUGUCACCUUCAGCGGAGCGCCGGCUGCAGCGAAUCCAAGUCGAGGACCUGAGGCCAGGAUGGACAAGGAGGCGUGUCCUAAAAAGCUGGGAUCUACCAAUCACCUGCGGCUGCUCCUCUACAUCCUGAUCGCCACCGUGAGCCUGCUGGGGGCGCUGUUGCUUGGCCUGGCCUUCACAGGAAUAUUUGGGAGCAACCUCCUGGACUCCAGGCCCCUCCCCUCCCAAGAGCCUAUUGCUGACAACAACCAUGGUCACCAUAGCAACAGCACAAACAGCCCCUCCUUCUCUUCUUCCAAGUUUGAGGCUGAAAACGUCACGUCUUCUGUGCGGAACCAGGUCAGAGGGGUCACCUACCACAGCCAAAGCACACUGGCCUUCACUGAAGAUCCUCCAGCUUCCUCUUCCUCUCGAGAGGCUUCACCUACCCAGCUACCCACGAAGCUUCCUGAUUGGCUGGCCUCAGUGACAUCACUGAGCACCUCCUGGCCGAUGAGAAGCACCACCUCAGCACCUGACACAGGUCGGUGUCAGCUGAUCGUGGAGCCUCAGUGCCACAUGUUGCCCUACAAUCAGACGUGGCUGUUCUCCUCCGUCGCCGUGGUGAAGAGCUCAGAGGUCGACAUGUUGCUAAGGUUCUUCAGCUACCUCAGCAGACUGUCCUGCUACAGACACAUCAUGCUGUUUGGCUGCUCGCUGGCGCUGCCCGAGUGUUUGGAGGCUGACGGGACAAACAGCAGGAGGGUUCUGCUGCCCUGCGCUUCGUUCUGUGAGGCGGCGAGGGAAGGCUGCGAACCCGUCCUGCAGAUGUUUAACGCCUCCUGGCCCGACUUCCUGCGAUGCUCGCAGUUUAGCAAAAACAUCUCCACUUUAUCUACGCCCGCGUCACCUUCAUCACCAUCAUCACUGUCGACAUCAUCGCCCCUGGCAACCACAGGCCUCACGCCUCCUGCGUGUUUCACCCCACGUCAGAUCAAAGGGAAACCCUCUGUGUGCGGUGGGAAGGACAACUUCCUCUGUGCGACAGGGAUUUGUGUCCCUCAGAAACUGGUGUGCAACGGCUACAACGACUGUGACGACUGGAGCGAUGAGACACACUGUGAAUGUCCUGAAGAAGAGUUUCGGUGUAACACCGGCCGCUGUCUGUCUCCUGCUCUGGUCUGUGAUGGUUACGACGACUGUGGAGAUCUGAGCGAUGAACUCAACUGUGUGUGUAACCUGUCCCGGGAGCAUCGCUGUGGCGACGGCCGCUGUGUCUCCAAGGACUGGCUCUGUGACGGAGACCACGACUGUCUGGACAAAAGUGACGAGCUCAACUGCUCCUGCAGGAGCCAGGGCCUGCUGGAGUGCAGGAACGGUCAGUGUAUUCCCUCGGCCUUCCGCUGCGACGGAGAGGACGACUGCAAAGACGGCAGCGAUGAAGAACACUGCAGCCGAGAGCAGAGCCGAGGUGGCUGUGUUCCCGGUCAGCCCGGCUGUGUUUCCUCUCCCUGCCACCCAGCCUGUGGAGCUGGGAGCGCCGCCUGUGACCCCAGAACCAACAACUGCUCUCGCUGUGAGCCCAUCACCCUGGAGCUGUGCAUGAACCUCCCCUACAACCUGACCAGUUACCCCAACUACCUGGGCCACCUGUCCCAGAGAGAGACCUCUGUGUCCUGGGAGUCCUCCCUGUUCCCGGCGCUGGUCCAGACCGGCUGCUACCAGUACCUCAUGUUCUACGCCUGCACGCUGCUGGUUCCAAAAUGUGACCCGGUCAGCCUGCAGAGGGUCCCACCCUGCAGGUCGCUGUGCCGUAAUGCGAAGGAGAAAUGUGAGUCGGUGCUCGGUAUCGUGGGCCUGCAGUGGCCCGAAGACUCCGACUGCAGUCAGUUUCCAGAGGACGGAGGAAACAGCACCUGUCUGCUGCCGGAGGACGGAGUCGAUGAGUGCUCCCCUAGCCACUUCAAGUGUCGGUCCGGUCGUUGCGUCCUGGCAAACAAACGUUGUGACGGACACCUGGACUGCGACGACCACAGCGACGAAGACAACUGUGGCUGUUCUGAGCGCGCUCUGUGGGAGUGUCCCGGCAGUAAAGUCUGCAUUAAACCCACCAUGAUCUGCGAUGGGUUCCCAGACUGCCCCCUGCAGGUGGACGAGGCCAACUGCUCGGUUUGCAGGGACAAUGAGUUGGCCUGCAACAACCACCAGUGUGUGCAUCGGACCCUGUGGUGUGACGGGAAGAAGCACUGCUCCGACAGCUCUGAUGAGUGGAGCUGUGUCUCUCUGUCCGAUCAGUCCGGUUCUGUUCUGACCGUGUUUAGGACAGCAGCAGAGUAUCAGGUCUGUGCAGACGAGUGGAACCACGACCUGAGCAAACUGACCUGCAACCAGCUGGGACUAGGGGUUCCCUCCUCUGUUUCCAUGGUACCCGACCAGCCUGGUGUCCCCGGCCGGCGCCGCUGGUUGCAUGUCCAUCCAGAGUGGAACCUGAGAAACGGUUCUGCCCUGCAGGCCCGACUGGAGAAGAGAAGUCAUGCAUGUCAUUCCAGGCGGAGAGUUUCUGUCCUGUGUUCCAGAGAAGGAUGUGGUGUGCGUCCAGCACUGAGUCUCCAUCCCCACAGGAAGAAACGGAUCCUGGGGGGCCGGGUGUCACGGCGGGGGGCGUGGCCAUGGCAGUGCUCGCUGCAGAGCGGUCAGAGCGGACAUGUCUGCGGCUGUGUCCUCAUCGCCCGUCAGUGGGCUCUGACCGUGGCUCACUGCUUUGAGGGGAGGGAGAACGCAGAGCUGUGGAAGGUGGUUCUGGGUCUGACCAACCUGGACCAUCCCGGCGCUCACAGUCAGACCCGAAGCGUUCGCUCCAUCAUCGUCCACCCGCGUUACAACAGAGCGGUGGUGGACUACGACAUCAGCGUGGUUCAGCUGGACUCUGAGGUGGAGGAGACGGCUCACAUCAGACCGGUGUGUCUGCCUCGGCUCGGUCAGCUGCCCUCCCCAGACUCCUACUGUUACAUCACCGGCUGGGGUCACAUGGGCAACAGGAUGCCCUUCAAGCUCCAGGAGGGGGAGGUCCGUAUCAUCUCCAUGUCUCAGUGUCAGUCGUACUUUGACAUGAAAACUAUAACUCCCAGGAUGCUUUGUGCUGGCUAUGAAGCUGGAACUGUGGACUCCUGCAUGGGCGACAGCGGCGGCCCGUUGGUGUGUGAGGAGCAGGACGGCCUCCACUGGACGCUGUUCGGCCUGACGUCCUGGGGCAGCGUGUGCUUCAGCAAAGUUCUUGGACCUGGAGUCUACAGUAACGUGACCCACUUCACCCCCUGGAUCCAACAGCAGAUCUACAUCCACACCUACCUGACCGACUGACACUCCCACACAGGCUUCUCGCUCCGAACGCUGAGUCAUUCCAGGAGGAAGUGAUGUCACUGUUAGUAUCAACACACCCUCAGUUCCUUUAACUGUGCCUAAAACUUCAGAGAGAACCUUGCGACGGUACCUGCUGCAGGUAGAUGAGUAGGAGUGUGAAGAACCUCUGAGACUGGAUGUUGGUUCAGAAACAUGAACAGAAAUCUGGGACGUUGGACCACUUUACAGAAACUCUGCAGAUGUUUAAAGUCGUGUUAAAUGAAGAAAAGUAGAAAAAUCUCCUUUUAUCAGCUAACAGGUUCUCCUGGGACCCAUAUGGGGUUAGCUAAAGGCUGGAUGGGUCCUGACAGGGACUGGACUCACUAUAGGAUUCUUGAAUAGGACCCAGCUGGGUUCACUAAAUAUAACCAGACUGACAGAACCAGUUGGGCCCCCUAUUUAGGUUUUGGUCGGGUCCCAGAUAAUUUCCAAUCCAUAUGGGCCCCAUGAGUAAAUGUUGGCUGGGAUAGUAGACAAAGACACAUUUCCUCAGUUACACUGAAAGUCAUUUUUUAAAUUAAGAGUGAUUUGCUAAAUCAAACUGAACUCUUUCAGUUUUAUUAUAUUGGUGUCCUGAAUAUUAAUUAUGAUUUCUAUUAAUUGUAUCUUUUUAGUUUUAGUAUUUAGUAUUUUUUCAAGUCUUAGACAAAAACACAGUCACAGCGGAUCCUGACAUCUUUCUAGUUUUCAGAUUUGCUCAAAGCAUAAAUCAAAUCAUAACUGUCCUGAAAACUACAAUUUAAACCAAAAUCUUUGGUCUACAUUAUUAAUUAAUUUAAUCUUUUUAAGCUAAUAAAAGAAAAUGUUCCUGUUUAACCAGAGGUUAGAUGGAAGGCGUUCCUGUUUAUGGAGGAGUUUAACAACUCUAAGCUUAAUUUCUGUUAAAUCUGAAACUGCUUCAAUUAUCAUAGAAACAAGAAUCAACUUCCUGUGUUUUCUUGAAAUGUUCCUGUAAUUUUCUCCAUUUCAGCUUCUGUUCACUCUUACCUUUAUUUGAAGUAUAGAUUUAAAACUUGGAAUUCAUUUAAUUUCUUAACAUAUUGUUUCUCUAAUUAUCGGUUAUAUGUUGUCCCAACACCGAUGCUUUCAGUCAGCGCCUAAACCAGCCGAGGACUCAACAUCCCACAAUGCUUCACUCUGUGGUGCCUCAGCAGUUAAAAACAAAGGUGUUGGCUGUGGUUCACUGAUGGAGUGUCAGUGUGUGGUUGUGGUGAGGAAGAGGAGUUUUCUGCUUUAAGUUCAGAGCUGGUUGUGUUUGAGUCAUAAAAACAGUCCUGAAAUAAAAACAUAAAAUUUAUAAUCUUCAAAUCUUUUAUUUAAAAUCCUGUGAUAGAGUAGAUGUGCAUUAAUUAUUACAUAAAGAUCAAGGCUGAGACUGAAGUCAGACAUGAAAAAUGUUGAACAAAGGAAUAUUUACACACUGUUACAAAACUAUGUUAUUUUAAUAAAUAUGGUUCAUCUCGUCAUCUAAAAUGUUUCUACGUUUAAACUGCUGCUUAUCAGUAACCAUAGUAAAAUAUUGUACAUAUGGAACAAAAUGUAAUCUAACCGUAAUUAACUAAUUAUCUAAACUUAUCAGCUAAACAAUAUUUUCUGUGUUUCACGUAGAAACAUGAAUUUAUCCUGCAGACUGUCAUGAACAACAUGAGCUAACGUUUAGCUAGCUAUAACGUGAAGCAGAAAUGUAGCGUUCAUGUUUUAUAUGUGAGGACGGUUAGCUCCGUUAGCUUUAGCUGUGUUGUUGUAGCUCUUCUAAGACCAGCAGAGCCUGGUUUUAGUCAUUGUGUUUUAGCUAAACUUUAAUGUGUCCACAAACAAACAACGAUUCAAUGAAAACUCCUCUCCUGGACGGGAGAAACUGUUAGCAUUUAAUGCUAACUAGCUCCAGGCUAACGAUUUGAUUUUGCAUGAAAAAGUGACACAAACUCAUCUUCGAAUGUUAAUUUAAAACAUCCUCUUACUUCAUAAAAACAUGGAAGCUAUAAAAUCUUAAAACAGCACAAUUUAAUAAUGAUUUCUGACACAAAUUAACUCCAAAAGAGGAGAUUAGAGUGUUUAGCUGGGUGAUAUGUGAGAACCGACUGUCAACCAAAAUCAUUAAUCUGCUGUUAAAAUGAUCAUUUUAGCCUUAAAUAUUAGGGUAAAAACUUAAUUCCAUAAAUACUGUAAACGCACGUCUGCUGUAAACAUGUUGCAGUAAAGCAGCUGCUCUCCUGAACCCAAAGUACGACAGUUUGGUCUUAAGAUUUAUGUUCAAACGCAUGAAAGUAGUUUAACUGCUGCUGAAUGAGAGGAAGUGUAGUUUCUCCAUGUUCUUCCCUCCAUGCACUCCUGGACACCUGAAGAGUCGGUGUUUUACUGAAGACAUGCUUUCAUUUCUGGACACUUGAAGCCUUUGUUUCUAUGAGGUUUGCUGAAAGUUUUGCCCAUCAGGUUCGCCCGUUGCUGAGGCCCAACAUCCAGAACAUUCCACCUGUCUGCUGCCGUUCGGCUUUCUAAGAGUAUUUUUCUACAGCUUUUUGUACGCUGGGCCUUUCACUGGGCUGUUGGUGUGUGAGUGUGUGAGAGAACAUGCAGUCAUGUGUUCAGGUUGUGUCUACGUCUCGUUUAGUUUAGCUCUGAUCACUUUGUUGCCGUGACGAUCAGUUGCUGAAAUGUUUGAUGGACUGUAGCCUCUGAUGUUCUGUGUAAACGGUGAAUAUUUAGUUUGUAUAACUCCAAUAAACCUGUCCAUACCCCACA
This is a messenger RNA of Girardinichthys multiradiatus, 6224 nucleotides long. It is a transcript of the gene corin, whose product is annotated as corin, serine peptidase. Gene Ontology annotation, biological process: proteolysis; acrosome reaction. Gene Ontology annotation, molecular function: serine-type endopeptidase activity; protein binding. Gene Ontology annotation, cellular component: membrane. The record is from RefSeq and is a predicted model, not a curated record. The transcript has 24 exons. Lineage: Eukaryota; Metazoa; Chordata; Actinopteri; Cyprinodontiformes; Goodeidae. The coding region runs from base 78 to 3443 and encodes 1121 amino acids.